This is a messenger RNA of Liolophura sinensis, 6174 nucleotides long. Its product is annotated as rab-like protein 6. The record is from RefSeq and is a predicted model, not a curated record. The transcript is spliced from 14 exons. Gene Ontology annotation, cellular component: nucleus; cytosol. The coding region runs from base 452 to 2947 and encodes 831 amino acids. NCBI's taxonomy places the organism in Eukaryota, Metazoa, Mollusca, Polyplacophora, Chitonida, Chitonidae. Gene Ontology annotation, molecular function: GTP binding.
AACAUUUGUACGAAGAAGAUGCGGAGAGAGGAACGCCUGUCAAGUACAAAAAAUAAUCCUAAAUGACUUGUGGAAAGUGCAAAUAUAUUGGGAUGAAGUUGUAUCUGAAGAUGAGUGGUAAUUUAAGGAGCAGAUCAUCAAGAAAAUUGUGUGACUGCAGGAUGGUGGAGCUUUGUUUGGAAAUACAAUCCUGUUGAAAUCAACGAAGGUGCAGCUGUAAAAUAGACCGGUGCAAUCUUGCAGUCAUAUGUUCUUAUUGUGAACAUAUUGCUUUCCUCUUGAGGUGUAAUUCCAAGGAUUAGAAUAACAGCAUCAUUGGAUCUACUAUGCAUGGACUGAGCUUACAUAUCUCGUGUAAAACCAUUUUUUAAUGAAGAGAAUCUGGACUGAAUGCUGGUGCAGUUUAUAAUAUGCACACGUGAUUGCAAACUUUACCACGCACUGAGCAACAAUGUCACUGUUUAAAAGAUUACUAGGGACUAAUAAUGCUCCCGACAAAGCUAACCCACCACCUGGAUUACAGCCGAUGGGUGCCCAGCUGCAGAGAAAGUUUGCCAAAGGGGUCCAGUAUAACAUGAAACUGGUGAUCCGAGGGGACAGAAACGUGGGGAAAACCUGUCUGUUUUACCGCCUCCAGGGUCAGAAGUUCAAAGAGGAGUACAUCCCCACCGAUGAGAUACAGGUGGCCAGUAUCCAGUGGAACUAUAAAACAACGGACGAUGUUGUUAAAGUGGAGGUCUGGGAUGUUGUGGACAAGGGCAAGAAGAAGAAGAAAGCUGAGGGUCUGAAACUAGCUGAAUCAGCACAGUCUGUGGUUGAUGAGCCCUGCUUGGAUGCAGAAUUUGUGGAUGUGUACAAGGCAACCCAUGGCGUCAUCCUCAUGUUUGACAUAACUAAACAGUGGACCUGGACAUAUGUCGAGAAGGAGAUAGAGCGUAUCCCCACCCAGAUCCCUGUGUUAGUGUUAGCAAACCACCGUGAUAUGGGCCACCACAGGACCGUGGCUGAGGACACAGCCAGGUACUUUCUGGACGGCUUGGACAGACCACCUGAUGCUGGGCAGAUAAGAUAUGCAGAAGCUUCUAUGAGGAAUGGAUUUGGAUUAAAAUAUCUCCACAAGUUUUUCAAUCUGCCUUUUUUGCAACUUCAGAGGGAAACCUUAUUGGGUCAGCUAGAAGUGAAUUCUCAGGAUUUAGAGUCAACUCUAGAGGAGCUGGAUAUUCAUGAAGAAUCAGAGGAGCAAAAUUAUGACAUAUUUAUUGAUAACCUAUGCAACAAACGACGCCAGCAACAAGAAAAACUUUCAUCCUCACAACCAGCCAAUGGGGAUGCUCCAACCGAAGCAUCAACCAAUCAGGAAGCCCAGCAAAAUGGCCCUAGCAACCCACCCCCAGUACCUUCAUCUUUACCAGCCUCCACCAGUGCAACCUCCAGCCUCUCAACCAGCACCCCGGUCUCAGCCAGUCAGAGCCCAGCUCUGUCACCUCAGUCACCAGUGCCCCCCACCAGCACCCCAACCCCACAGGAGGAGAAGAAGGGAUUCUUCUCCCGCUUGUUUGCCAGCAAAGACAAGAGCACUCCACAAAAGAGUCCAUCAACAGAAAAUGUGGUUACAAGCCCUGGAACAGAGGCUGUGGAGAAUUUUAAAAGUGUGGAUGACUUUGUGCCUGAUGAGGAAGAGCUUGAUGCCAGCUUCUUAGAGGAUACCAAAGACGCUACAAAACGACGCAUAACUAAAGAUGUGACGGACACCACAGAGAGUGAUUCUGAGGAUGACAAUGAUGGUGGGAAUCCCAUGGUGGCUGGUUUUCAGGAUGAGAUUGACUCUGAGGACGAAACCAGGACCAAGUCUCUGUCCAGUGGUGUUCUCACUGCCUCUGUGCCAGAGAGCUCACCCAAUGUUAGCAAAGUGGAGCUCACCAGUGACGAAGAGGAAGAAAGUGGUGUACCUGUGGUUGCCAUGGAGGAGGAUUUGGACUCAGAUGUUGAGUCAAACCUCACGAACAGUGCUCCUGCAAAACCUGCUGUGCUGUCCCCAGUAAUCAAAAAAAAGGCCAGCAAAACUUUGUCCUCGCACAGCGGGGAGGGUGAUCAUGUAGGUAAUUCUAUGUCGGGUAUGGAGCAAAAAGCAUCUGCCCCUACUGUGCGCAGGAGUGAUAGUUCUCACAGCGACAGCUCUCAUGAACUGGAACCAGCAGCAUUAAUAACACCUACAAGUAAAGUCAGUGACGAUGAGAAAAAGUGGACAGGCAAAUCUAAGAGUGUUAGUAAAAAUCCUCAUGAUUCCAAAGGAAGUAGCAAUGGUGCUGAAACUGAAAAACCGGCUGUGACUCUGGAUGAUUCUGAUGAUGAUGUUGUUGUGGUUGGUGGUUCUGUUGAUGAUAACGAUGCUGCUAAGGAAAGUGAUAAGGAAAAGGAGGCCAGUGAUAAAGUCAAGGAGGAUUUAGCUAUGGCGCCAGACUUCAGUAACUGGUUAGACGCUCAGGAAGCACAGGUUAUAAGAAAAAGUGCCAAGAUUGGCAGCAAGUCUAAGUCCAACAGUCUGGGGUCAGGUGUGGAAGAUAUCAGUACUCGCGACAAACGAGCUAAUUCUACAGGUGCCCGAUCGUCCGGGGGUUCGACAGUCUCAUCAUCUCAGGAUCCUGAGUCAGAACGAGGCAGUGUCUCCUCAAAAAAGAAGAAGAAAAAGAAGAAAGAUGAUAAGGAUGAAGAGGAGAAGUUAUCAAAGAAACAUCGUCAUAAAAAGAAGAAAGAGAAAGACGAUAGUUCAGGUGGAGAGGUGAAAAAGGAGAAAAAGAAGAAGAAAAAGGAAAAGCCAGCUAAUGAGGGCGAUGACAUCGGUGAUGCAGACAGGGAAGCCAAGAAAGAAAUGGCCGAGCUGGAAGCUUUUCUUGGCUCUGAUGUCGGAGACAGUGGCUGGGGAGAAGGGAAUUACGAGACUUUGUGACGAAACUAAAGGGAGAUAACUUGUGACUCUAUUUAAAAAUGUUCAUGAACUUGUGCAUUCAUGUCUACAUACAAAAGAUGCAUUGGGUUAAAGUUUAUAUAUUUAUUGAAAAAUCGUCGAACAUGCAUGUUGCUGUUUUCAGAUUCAUGUCAAGCCCAUGUUCAUGUCAGAGAUGUCGGUUUCAAAUUACAUGUUUUUAUGAUAUAUCAGUGAGAUGUAAUACUUACGCGAGUGCUCACAUUUUGUAAUCCCUACCUGGAAAAAAUAAGAACACUCUUAGUGUUACGGCUUUUUUGUUCAUAAAACUUUUUUUGUUUUUUGUUUGGACUUGCAAGAUGAAGUUUCCUGACAAAAUCCAAAUGGUACUAAAGGUGCAUAAACUACUUUCAAACGUGACAAUUGUAACAGUUUUACAAAGAACAUGCUCAUAACAUUAAUAUAUUAUCAUCAGACUUUAUCAAAAUGGUGCACUUUAAACAGCUGUAGUUACAUCUACAUCAACUAUAUGUCCCAGCUGGCACACUGAAACUCCCUGUCUUACCAGAACAAAUUCAGUCCAGUACACAAAGCACUGAAUAUUGCUUUAUUUUCCUGAUUUGACAACGGAGCUGGCAAUGGCUCUGACAACCUAAGGUUAUGAACAUCAUAUAAAUAUUAGCCUGUUUGACAUUACUGGGGUACAUUUCUGCUGAUGACCAUUGUUUGGCUUAUCUGUAACGGUCUUGAAGAAGCAGCUGCUGAAAUUUGCUAGGGUGGAUUUUCCCUAGAACUCAACACCAUGCCAUUGCUUUGCAAUACAGCAAAAGAGAUAACUACAGAGUGCUUCACAGCAUCUACCACAAAGUUUUGUUUGACCAUGGACUUGCUUUGUAGUAAAGGUUAGACCCGUGAACGGGCUAUACACAAGGGCAUGAAGGAUCCACAGAUAUGCACAUCGUUUUCUUCUGUGACAUUGCAGUGCAUGUGUACUUCAUAUGUGUUUUAUGGACACCUAUACACCGAUAAUUGUGACGUAAUAAAGGAAAGGACAAAUGAGUUCAUAGCUCUGGACUGUCUUCAUACAGGUGUGAAGGGGUUUUACGAGCCCCCAAGUUUCCCAUUGUGACGUAAUAAAGGAAAGGACAAAUGAGUUCAUAGCUCUGGACUGUCUUCAUACAGGUGUGAAGGGGUUUUACGAGCCCCCAAGUUUCCCAUUGUGACGUAAUAAAGGAAAGGACAAAUGAGUUCAUAGCUCUGGACUGUCUUCAUACAGGUAUGAAGGGGUUUUACGAGCCCCCAAGUUUCCCAUUGUGACGUAAUAAAGGAAAGGACAAAUGAUUUCAUGGCUCUGAACUGUCUUCAUACAGGUGUGAAGGGGUUUUACGAGCCCCCAAGUUUCCCAUUGUGACGUAAUAAAGGAAAGGACAAAUGAUUUCAUGGCUCUGAACUGUCUUCAUACAGGUGUGAAGGGGUUUUACGAGCCCCCAAGUUUCCCAUUGUGACGUAAUAAAAGAAAGAACAAAUGAGUUCAUGGCUCUGGACAGUCUUCAUACAGGUGUGAAGGGGUUUUACGAGCCCCCAAGUUUCCCAUUGUGACGUAAUAAAAGAAAGAACAAAUGAGUUCAUGGCUCUGGACAGUCUUCAUACAGGUGUGAAGGGGUUUUACGGGACCCCAAGUUUCCCAUUGUGACGUAAUAAAGGAAAGAACAAAUGAGUUCAUGGCUCUGGACUGUCUUCAUACAGGUGUGAAGGGGGUUGUACGAGUCCCUGAGUUUCCCACUGUGAUGUAAUAAAGGAAAGAACAAUAGCUCUUAGCUAUGGACCACUUUGUUACUUACGGGGAUGAGUUUUAUGAUUUCAGUAUUGGAUCCUUAUUUCUUUUGAACGCAGGACCUCAACCUUUAUAUGAUUAUUGGACGGAUAAUGUUGAAACAUAGACAUCCACACAGUGCCUUAUUCUGUAAAGGUGAAAUGGUGUCUUACGAAAAUAUACUGUACAUGUAUGUGUUAAAUUACAGCACUUCAAAAUACUUGUAUGUCUCAGUUAUCAGUAGAGAACUUGAGUUUCAACAGCCAUACGUAUGGCAGUCAGCCAAAUGCACAUCGAUAUACUGUAUUUCACCUGUAGUUUGGUAUGAAAAAAUACACUUUCAGAAACAGGCUUAAAAUGACAUUUCUGAUUCUUUUUUUGAAAUGAAAUUUUUGAAACUUCACAAAAAUCACUUAAUUGGCCCUAUUAGGUUGAUGACUCAAGGAAAAAGUGUAGUUUGAAAUAACCUUAACUUUAGAUGAAAUAUGGUAUUAUAUGAUUUGAGACCUGUUCAGAAAAAGAGGGUCACCAAGUGGGACAGAUUGUGUGAUUUAUUUCUUCCGCUGUAAUAUAGUCGCUAAAGAUUUUUUUUCUGAAUUCUUUUCUUAAAUUAGUAGUUGAAAUUUUGAUUAUAUCUUCAUUUGUCAGUGUUUAACAUUCAUUUCUGAUUUUGCAGCUGAAAAAAAAAAUAGAUGAGCAAAAUAACUUUUAAGUCUUAAAAAUCUCAUUAAUUUCAGUCUCGUUGGGGAUUCUUUGCUAACGUCAAUCAACCAGUCAUUUUCUAUGAAGAAUUUUGUUUUCUUUUAAUUUAAUGAAAUAAAUAAAGUGUGUUACCUGUGUGUACAUAUAUAAUGUAGAAAUGCUUUUUUUUCUAAGCGUUAUUAUCGGUUCCAUAUCAUUAAUUUGACUUACAUAUUUUCGCUUUGUAUUGAAUUUGUUAUUGAGUUUGGCAUAUUGUUCUUGAUAAUUCAUGUAUUUGCUAGAAUUGUCUUCUCAAGUUGUCUUGUUUGUUUAUGAUGUACGUGUAUUAAAUGUACCACAGUUUGAUGAUCUAAUAUUGAAUUUAUUUGAAUUGCAUUUAGCUAUUUCUCAAUGAUGACAAAAAUGUUUUUUGUCACUCUUGGUCAAAGGUAGCAAAAUCUUGUAUUUUGUCUAAUCAGCUCAAGGGUUCCACAAAUGAAUUUUGUCCACUCAUGAUCCAAGAUAUGAGAAGCAAACUUUGAUUUAGUAUGGAUUUAUGAAAUCAGUUCUCACAUACAGUAAAUGACGUAAAACAUUGUCUGUGAGUAUAAAGUUGCUCGUCAAUUUUGCCUGAUUAUUUUCACCUUUGUUUGGAAGGUAGGAUGUUGUCCUGCUGAAAAAAUGUAACUUUCAACACCAGAUAGAAUAUUUUGUGACAUUGAUAUGCCUCUAAACAUGCGCUUUCAGGUCAUUUAUG